CGCCGCGGAUCCGAAGCUCCCGGGACCCCGAAGGUACAUCCUCCUAAAGAAGGUUAAAUCAGGGGAUCUUAAAUCAGUUACCUCUCUGCCUCAGGCUGGAGUGAGUCCUUCUAAGUUAAUCCCAGAAUGGCUUCAACAGGGGAACAGGAUGGACUUAAUAUUGUGAAGGUGGAGGAAGACCCUAUCUGGGACCAAGGAACCUACCUUCAGGAGAACAGAUUUUCUGGCCAGGAGGCCUCCCGCCAACUGUUUAGGCACUUUUGUUACCAAGAGACUCCUGGUCCCCGAGAAGCACUGAGCCGGCUCCGGGAACUCUGUCAUCAGUGGCUGAGGCCAGACACACAUACCAAGGAGCAAAUCCUGGAGCUCCUGGUGCUGGAGCAGUUCCUGACCAUCCUGCCUGAGGAGCUCCAGGCCUGGGUGCAGAAGCACCAUCCCGAGAAUGGGGAGGAGGCGGUGGCUGCAGUUGAAGAUCUGGAGCGAGAGCUAAGUGAGCCAGAGAACCAGGCCCCAGACUGUGAACGUGGACAUUCUGAAGUGCUGUCAGGGGAUGCAGUGCAUUUGAAGGCCAAGCAGGAAUCAACAGCUCUCCAGGUUCAGUCCAUGGUGACACAGCUCAAAUGUGAAUCUUUUGGGCCCCACAAAUUUGGAGAACAAGAUGGUGAAACUGUACUUGAAAACCAGGACUUGGCAUCGAAACAAGAAGUCUUAAAAGAAAUGGGGCAUUUUGAGAAUAGCAGACUCCAAAGAGAUGUUCCUUUAGAUUCUAAGUACAGAGAAACUUGUAAACGUGAGAGCAGGGUAGAAAAGCAGAGGGGACACCCCACUGGAGAGAGACGUCACAGGUGCAAUGAAUGUGGGAAAAGCUUUACUCAGAGUUCAGUUCUCAUUCAGCACCAGAGAAUCCACACUGGGGAGAAGCCAUAUGAAUGUGAAGAAUGUGGAAAGACCUUCAGCCAGAGGUCAGGCCUGGUUGAACAUCAGCGGAGCCACACUGGAGAGAAACCCUAUCAAUGUAAGGAUUGUGGGAAAGCCUUCAGUGCCAGCAAUGGCCUCAUUAGACACAGAAGGAUCCACACAGGGGAAAAACCAUAUGAAUGUGAAGAGUGUGGGAAAGCCUUCCGCCUGAGCUCCUACCUUGUUCAGCAUCAGAGGAUACACACUGGAGAGAAGCGCUAUCGCUGUAACGAGUGUGGUAAAGCCUUCAGUCAGAAUGCGGGGCUUUUCCAGCAUCUCCGAAUCCACACUGGUGAGAAACCCUAUCAAUGCAGUCAGUGCAGUAAAAGCUUUAGUAGGCGAACACUCCUUAUAAAGCAUCAGAGAAGCCACACUGGAGAGAGACCGUAUGAGUGUGAUGAGUGUGGGAAAGCCUUCAGUCAUCAUUGCAACCUCAUUAGACAUUUUAGAAUCCAUACUGUUGCCAAACUGGACUAAUUCCAUGGACCACCAGGGCACCUAAAUGAGGUGAUCUUGGAAAGUAAGAUUUUCAAGUGGCUUAUUUUGCUCUUAUGAAAUUUAUUUUGCUUUGGAGUGUGUGGCUUUUCUGCACACCAGGUGCUGCUGUCUCCUGGGUGUAUGACUGUUGGCAGUUGCUUGGCAACCUCCUUCUUCCCUACCCCUUGGUUCAUUUCUAAUGAUUUCUCUUAAAGGGACCAAAUCUUACCUGGAGUUAAAUUGGUAUGGAGGGGCUGUUAUUGAGUAAUAUUUAAUAUUGAAUAACU
Molecule: messenger RNA, 1721 nt
Organism: Kogia breviceps (pygmy sperm whale)
Lineage: Eukaryota; Metazoa; Chordata; Mammalia; Artiodactyla; Physeteridae
Gene: ZSCAN31
Product: zinc finger and SCAN domain containing 31
Source: RefSeq, a predicted model, not a curated record